ACUAAUUAUAUACAAUAUACUUUUGUUAAAUUAGAGGUGGCAAAGCUAAACUCCAGUGAAUGGUACUUCUUCAGUUUUCGAGAUCGCAAAUAUGCUACUGGUUUUCGAACAAAUAGGGCAACAAUUUCUGGCUAUUGGAAAGCUACAGGCAAAGAUCGAACUGUGCUUGAUCCUCGAACAGGUGGUCUCAUAGGCAUGAGAAAAACUUUGGUGUUUUACAGGAAUAGAGCUCCAAAUGGGAUUAAAACUGGCUGGAUUAUGCAUGAAUUUCGUCUGGAGAAUCCUCAUAUACCUCCUAAGGAAGAUUGGGUAUUAUGUAGAGUAUUUCACAAAGGUACUAAAGAUGAUCAAAACAACACUAGUAACAAUCUUAGCUCAGAGAACAUGUACGAGGUUAGUGUCACUUCUCCAGAAUUUGUUGUAUCUCCUCUCAACAAUAUGGACAACCAUGGAUCCACAAUGCCUAAGUUAUUGCACUAUGGCGAUGGCGACGGCUACCACACGUUGACCGGUAGUAACUCUGUCCAUCAAAACCAGAACUCGAGCAAUUUUCAGUUGUCGCAAGAAAUAAAUAAAGUCUUGGCUAAUGAAAUGGUUCACUCAAAAUGUGGCAAGGAAGAUGAGUUUGGGUUCUUGUAUGACAUGAAUUUUGAAGAAUAUUCAAGUUUACAAGAUGGAGGUGUUCAUAAUUCAUGCAUUGGGGAUAUAAGAUUUGAGGAUGAAAAUAGCUUGGUUUUUAUUUAAAAUUAUUACUCAUCAUUAUUUGUUGGAUUGAUGUGUGUAGGGAAAAACUUAAAUAUUAAAUCUUAAUUAUUUGUAGAAAUUAAAAAGUACGAACUUUAGAGUUUGCUUUUGUGUAUAAGAUAUGGUCCUUUUUUAUUUCACAAGCUCGAUAGAUUUAUAAGAUGUUAAGGAUAUUCCAUUGUUCA
Nicotiana tabacum (common tobacco) is the source of this 929-nucleotide messenger RNA. The record is from RefSeq and is a predicted model, not a curated record. NCBI's taxonomy places the organism in Eukaryota, Viridiplantae, Streptophyta, Magnoliopsida, Solanales, Solanaceae.